Molecule: messenger RNA, 2736 nt
Organism: Petromyzon marinus (sea lamprey)
Lineage: Eukaryota; Metazoa; Chordata; Hyperoartia; Petromyzontiformes; Petromyzontidae
Product: ADP-ribosylation factor 1
Molecular function (GO): GTPase activity; GTP binding
Source: RefSeq, a predicted model, not a curated record
CCCCCCCCACCACCGCCGCGGCGGCGGCCUUGUUCGCUAGGCCGCGGGGCUCAAGCCUUGGGGCUCGCCUGGAAGCGCCGCCUGGGGAGGCGACCCACACGCGGGGGGUUCAGCUAUCCGAGAGACGGGCAGGUGCCACCACGAAACCGCAGCCAUGGGGAACAUGUUUGCGAACCUCUUCAAGGGCCUCUUCGGCAAGAAGGAGAUGCGAAUCCUGAUGGUGGGACUCGACGCCGCUGGCAAGACCACCAUCCUCUACAAGCUCAAGCUGGGAGAGAUCGUCACCACCAUCCCCACAAUAGGUUUCAACGUAGAAACAGUGGAGUACAAGAACAUCAGCUUCACGGUGUGGGACGUGGGCGGCCAGGACAAGAUCAGGCCUCUGUGGCGUCAUUAUUUCCAAAACACACAGGGGCUCAUCUUCGUGGUGGACAGCAACGACCGGGAGCGAGUGAACGAGGCGCGCGAGGAGCUGAUGCGGAUGCUGGCAGAGGACGAGCUCAGGGACGCCGUGCUGCUCGUCUUCGCCAACAAGCAGGACCUGCCCAACGCGAUGAACGCGGCCGAGAUCACGGAUAAGCUGGGCCUGCACUCGCUGCGCCACCGGAACUGGUACAUCCAGGCGACCUGCGCCACCAGUGGGGACGGCCUCUACGAGGGCCUCGACUGGCUCUCCAACCAGCUCAAGAACCAAAAAUGAUCCCACCACUACUACACCGUGCCGCCCUGUACCCACUCCCCCCCCCUCCCCGCCCCCUUUUACCAAUCCAGCCCAACACAUCCCCCCCCCCCCACCCAAAAAAUAAAUAAAGCCUACUUGAUGUUCGCAAAUUUAAUCCAUCCAGUCCUGGUUUUCGCCGGUGCGGCCGAGACCCCGCCGUUUUCCUCCGGUAAGAGAGCGUCUUUGGCCGCCGCUGUUCUGGCCGCACCGGGCAUGGCCUGGUUAACCAACACCCCCCCCCCCCCCCCCCCGUUUAGCCAAUCAACAGGAAGCUUAAUCCUUCCACUUGUCCCCCCCCCCCUCUCCCACCGCGCCUUUGUAUUUUUAUCUGCGCACCCUCGCCACACCGCCUGUCCGCCGAUUUUCCCGCCAGCCCCAACUCCCGCCACCUCCCAAACAAUGCGGCACACUCGGUAGGCAGCCCUUGCUGUCCAGUUAGGGGGGGGGGGGGAGAGAGCACACCGUAGACAAGGGUACCUCCAGGAAGACCCUGCGGAGUGAGCCCUCUGGCUUCUAAUGUGAAACUCACUUGCUCUUCUAGCAAAUGAAGUCCGCUAGGAGUUUUGAUUUGGCCGACCGACAGACAACCACGCGGUGGUAACCUCUCCCGCCCGGCCGCCCACCACAAUCGUCCCCUUCCUCCCCCCCCCCCCACCCAGCGAUCCUCCUCCAGCGAUCCGGCGCCGUCUCUCGGACUCGUUGGCGGCUUGAUGUGAUGCGGACGUUCGUUAGUGAUUGGUCGUUUGUCCAGUGCGCCGCGUCGGACCGUCGGGGUUCGGCCGUUCUGUUUUUUUUUUGCGGUUGUGUGCGCGUGUGAAGUGCAGCUUUCUCUCCGUGUGUCUCUCCCCUUUCGCCCGCGUCUGCUCGUCGCCGUUGAACGCGAGAAGGAGGCGGCUGCGGCGAUAAAUAACGACGGCGAUCUCCCGUCGUUUACGAGCGUGGCGUCGAGUCUGGCGACCCGGCGCCGUUGGGCAAAACAUUAAAAACGCAAGUGCGACUUGGAACAAAAAGUGAAACGGUUGGUACCCUGGCCGCAAGGGGAAAGGGUGGGAAGAUAGGAAGGGGGCUGGGGUGGGGGGUACAUUUCAGUACGCGAAGAUCAAGAGCCAAUCCAUCCGGUGGCUUAAGCCCCGUCUCCCAGCCAAACCCCAUCGGCUAACCCAACAAUCCCUGGUCCUGAGCCCUGUUGUACCUGCGGGAGCCCCGUUUCCACUGCUUGUCCCCAGCGUUCACUCGUGGUGUUUGUUCUCACAGCUUUGACGGUGCAGUUCCCGCCACGCAAUGACUGCUCACUCGGGCCUCCUCGAGCUCUCCUGUCAUGACCCCCCCAUCCCCUACUAACUAUCCGGCUACCCCCCCCCCCCCCAUUUCAAUUAUGAUGACCCAGCCCACAAUCAUUGCUCCACCCCCCCCCCCCCAUUUCAAUUAUGAUGACCCAGCCCACAAUCAUUGCUCCACCCCCCCUCGCACGAGUCGCCCCAUGAGCCACUUUCUACAUUUCAUGCCGAGCAGCUGCCACGCCGUGUUGGUGGCCGAGCCGGUGGCAGCCCCCCCCGGGGGGGGGGGGGGGGUGUGCACGUCGUCAUAGCAACAGCAGCAGCAGCGUGCGUGGUUUGGUUACUGGUGGGGCAAGUUCGGUCACUUGAGCAGUGUUUGAUCUUCAAUAUUAUUUUCUUUUUGUUUAGAUGAACUUUUUUUAGCUUUGUUAUUUUCGGGUAUUUCUACCCCUGGAGUUUUUUUUGGUGUGAGGAUGCACUGCUGUACUGAAGCACUCUGAAUGGAGGUGGGCGACCCUUCCCCCUCCCCAUGCCCCCCCCCACAACCCACCUCCUCCCCCCUGCCGCCCCCCACUUCUCCGAGCCUUCAUGGUGUCGGACAAUGAAAGGAGAAAGCAAACCGCAUCCAGACGCACCCAUCGGUUUAAGCAUGUACAUGGAUAUUGUCUUCAGUACAUUGUGUGACGAAGUGAUCAUUCCUUGUAUGAAAGUACUAGAAUAAAGAGGAGAUAACGUUGA